Molecule: messenger RNA, 5472 nt
Organism: Carassius gibelio (silver crucian carp)
Lineage: Eukaryota; Metazoa; Chordata; Actinopteri; Cypriniformes; Cyprinidae
Product: transforming growth factor beta receptor type 3
Exons: 16
Coding region: 326-2872 (848 amino acids)
Source: RefSeq, a predicted model, not a curated record
ACUGGCCCCUCCCACGGACAUACACACAGACAACACAGAAAGCGGGAGAGGCAUUUAAAACUUUUUGAGAUCUGUCACAGGCUUUGUCAUCCCGAAAACCUUGGCGUUUGUCGCACGAUUAAUUACCACACUGACGGAAGACUUUGCUCCGGUCCUUUAUUUUAUCAGCCGAAGGAAACGUUACACCGUGAACUUCCUAAGAAAGUUCCCUUCAGCGUUACUGAGGAUUCGCUGUUCUACAGAGCUAGACGUGACCGUUCAAGAAGACACCCUGCUGCUACUUUUUCUGCCACGUCUGACUUCAGGAAAGCGUUCUGUUCCAGCCAUGUGGCUCACGGCACACAUCCGCCCCUCCACCAUCCUGUUUUUGACCCUCAGCAGCUUGGCCUCUGCAGGUCCAUUGUCUCGGAGCCCUUGUGAACUUUUGCCAGUUGGGGUGGGUCACCCGGUUCAGGCCAUGUUAAAGAGUUUCACUGCCCUAUCAGGCUGCGCUAGCCGAGGAACCACCAGCCUCCCUCAGGAGGUGCACAUCGUCAACCUACGAAGAGGCAAUGCACAAGGAGACCGAGACAAACCAGCAGAGGUGGCGUUACAUCUGCGGCCCAUCCAGUCCCUGCAUGUGCACCAGAAACCGCUGGUCUUCGUCCUGAACUCCCCUCAGCCCGUCCUCUGGAAGCUCCGCACAGAGAAACUGGCCUCAGGAGUCAAACGCAUCUUCCAUGUUGCAGAUGGAUCUGAAGUGCACUUUGAGGCAGGAAAUUUCUCGGAGUCGUGUGAGGUGAAGGUGGAAAAUCUUCCUCAUGGCAAUGAGCACCUGCUUUCUUGGGCCCAUCAGCGCUAUCAUGCAGUUACCUCUUUUAGUGAGCUCAAGAUGGCCCAUGACGUCUACAUCAAAGUUGGAGAGGACCCCGUCUUCUCCGAGACCUGUAAGAUCGAUAACAAGUUCCUGUCUCUAAACUACCUGGCAAGCUACAUCCAGCCCCAGCCAUCCACGGGGUGUGUUCUCUCAGGUCCUGAUCAUGACCAGGAGGUCCACAUCAUUGAGCUCCAGGCACCAAACUCCAGCAGUGCAUUCCAGGUGGAUGUGAUUGUGGAUUUAAGGCCGCUGGAUGGUGACGCCCCACUCCAUCGUGACGUUGCGUUGCUUCUGAAAUGUGAGAAGUCAGUGAAUUGGGUAAUCAAAGCCCACAGCGUCACGGGCAAACUGGACAUUGUGACGUCAGAUACCGUCAGCCUGAGUGAACAGACAGAAAGGCUGAUGGAAGUGUCAAAGACAGUGAAACAGAAGCUGCCCGCAGGAUCUCAGGCUCUCAUCCAGUGGGCAGAGGAGAAUGGGUUCAAUCCCGUCACUUCCUACACCAACACCCCUGUUGCCAACCACUUCAAACUGCGCAUCAGAGAACAAGAUCUAGGGAUCAUGGAUGAGGGAAUGAUCCCACCAGAGCUGUCCAUUCUCCUCAAUACCAGCCCACUUUCUAAGCCCAACGCCCGGGACUCCCUUGCACAGAACAGGUUCCCGUUUCCCUUCCUGCCAUCCAUGGACCAGGGCCUGUCAUUCCCACCUCUGACACGGGGUCUGGAGGAGCACAGUCAUGAGGCCGGGGGUCCCGAGGAGCAGCAGGGGGCUUCGAAUGUAGGGUUCAGUGUGCAGUGUGAGAAGAACAAAAUGGUGGUCAGCAUUGACAAGGAAACUCUACAGGCCAAUGGGUUUGGAAAACCCAACAUCACUCUUCAGGACUCCCAAUGCAAAGCAACCUCCAACAACACUCACUAUAUACUGGAGACGCCCCUGUCUGGCUGCCAAACCACCAAAUUUCCCUCCCACCCCAGCCCAGUGGUCUUUUAUAUCAAUUCAAUUGUUAUUAGCCAAUCAGAACAGAAGGAUGGAAGCGGCUUGCCCUCUGAAUAUGAAGAUAUGGAGACAGGAGAUGUUGUAAAACCAGGAGAUCCGGAUGUGACAGAAAGAAUUUCACCUGAAAACGGACAUCGUGCGACUAUCUUGUUUAACUGCACAUACCGUAAAAACCAGGACACCCCAGUUGACAGUGAUUUCGGAUCUGAUGAUUUCACUGUAGAUUCUGUAGACAAUGUGACCUUCAACAUGGAACUGUAUAACAAUCCAUUUCUUUACCCAAGCACUCAGUCCUUCCUCACAGUCACUGAGAACCGGCCCAUCUAUGUGGAGAUUUCAGCCACAAAAACUGAUCCUAACCUUGAGUUCAUGAUCCAGUCCUGCUUCAUAUCUCCAGACUCCAGUCCUCUUACACCGUCGGACUAUGUUGUCAUAGAGAACAUAUGUCCUAAGGACGACUCUGUGCGCUAUUACCCUCAGCGAGCCGAGUUCCCCAUCCCUCAUGCUCAGAUGGACAGAAAACGCUUCAGUUUCACCUUCAGAUCAAAGUUUGAUGUAUCAUUGAACUUCCUGCACUGUGAGAUGUCCCUCUGCACCAGAAGAAAUGACAAGGAGGUGAACCUGCCAAAGUGUAUGCUACCAGAUGAAGCCUGCACUUCCCUUAGUGUAGAAAACAUCCUCCUCAUGAUGAUGCGCACGAUGAAGACCAUCACCAAGCCAAUUGUGGUCGUCUCUGACAACGCGCCUGUCACUGUUAAUGUACCUGUGGAACCACCUGGUCCACCACUUCCAGGCAUUAUAUAUUUCCUGGACACCCCAACUGUGGUGGGCAUCGCUUUUGCUGCCUUUGUGAUUGGAGCCCUUCUGACUGGAGCUCUAUGGUUCAUCUACUCACAUACAGGUGGCACAGCAACAAAGCAGCAGGUGCCAAAGUCCCAGCCGGUGUCUGAGAACAGCAGCGCGGCUCACAGCAUCGGCAGCACACAGAGCACACCGUGUUCAAGCAGCAGUAAUGCAUAGAGCAGCUGGGCUGAUGAUGCUUCCAUCGGCACUGUAUGGAAGAGUCUGUGUUUCGUAGCAUAACCCGAGGCCUUAUUAUUUUCAUUAUUUGGAGCUGUUUAGGCUGAAUAUCCAAACAGCUGAAAAAAGAGGUGAGGGAAAUAACUAAAUAAUCAAGAUCCAAGAGUGUUGCCUUAUAUGGUUAAGAUCAGUGUGAAAAUAACAAAGGCUGUUUACACCAGUCAUUAUUGCAUGAAGUCAGUCUUGACGGACCGUUAUUACUCUGCGAGGUUACGCAAAGGCUCAGUCUUCACCCAAACAAAGAUCAAUGCUUUGCCUAAUCAAGCAUGCAUAUUUGAGACAUCUCUAAUAAAUAGGUCAGUAUCACUAUAAACUAUUCAUUAUCUAAUUUCUUGAAUACCCAAAUGCCAAUCAUUUAAUUCUAUGUAAUUCUGACUGGUCUUCAGGAUCCAGACGCUAUGAGUGAAGGGUGUAAAAGCCUUUGUCAGAGGCAUUUUCAAUGUAUAUUGUAAAAUAAUGUAUAUUCUGUGAAUAUUGUAUGAAAUGCAUAGAUUUAAAGUGGAAAUAACUCCAUGAAAAGCUGUAACUAAAGCCAGAUAUUUAUCAGAAGAUUAUAAACCAUUUAAAAUAUAAUUUUAAAAUUAUAGAUUAAAUCAUAAAGGCAAAUAUGAAUUAAUUUACAGAUAUACAUGCACAAGCGCUUUCCCAGAAUCAGCCUUUUAAAAGAUAGUCGCAAGAUGAUAAGAAGUAGUAGUAUAGUGGUAUAAUAGUUUUUUCCACCCAAAUUCUGAUGUAUAGAUAAUUGCAGAUGAUAAGAAUAAUAAUAAGCAUUGUAUGACUAAAAAUGGACUUAUAGAUUUUAUAUGCUGGGCAUUGUUAUUCAACAUUAGUAUAAAAAGUAAUGAUUAACAAACAGCAGACUGUAAUGUUUUGAUAUAUCUAAAUGAGCGUUUGUUGAGAAGGAGUUGAUGUGCAUAGACACAAAAGAUGUACAUAAUCUAAUGCCAAAGAAUGGACAAUUACUUUCCUGUCUUUUAAUGUUACAGCAGUCACAGUGGUGUGUAUGUUUAGGUACUAACCUACCACUAAAGUGAACACAAAAUCAACAUUUCUCAAAAAAUAAAAUAAAUAAAUAAAAACAUUAUUUCUGAAGUAAGUUCAGUUUGGGAUUUUGUGUAGAACAUGCAUACAGAUACACUUGUAAAGUGCAAGAAAUGUAUGGAUGCAAAGCCAGAGUAAUCCCACCGUCAAAACUUUACAUGAAUGUCAUAACAUUAUAAGUGCCUUACCUUUGAGUUUAUACAUUAUGAGAUAAAAUGAGACAAGAAGGGAAGUGGUGUUUGCUUAGCUCUAGGCACAGUAUAUAGCCACUGAUGUAAAAAUGGCUGCAUCUAGUCGUUUGUUUUUACUAUCUAAUGUUGCUUUUUUGUUUGUGUGUUGCUUGCUAAAGACUGUACCUAUAGAAUGUACUUUAUUUUAAGCCUUAAUUCCAUUGUAAACUUGUAUAAAUGUCUCCUGUAAGAGGAAAGAGAUGAAACAUUUAUUUGUGUAUAAAGUUAUAUUUUUCUAGAGAUAUAUAUAUAGAGCCACCCUAUAAUUCUAUCUGCAUACUGUGAAUUUUUGUGGGCAUAUUUCUAUAUAAUGUCAACGUGUUUUCUCUAAAUCUAAACAUAGUCCAUAAUGCUGAAGUGAUCUGCAUUCACGGAUAUUUUCCUGACCUAAUAAUACAAAAUAAGAUGUCUUAUUAUAGAUAUAUAUUUUUACAACUAUCUUUUAUAUGAGAACACUAUAAUAUUUGGAAUAUAAAAUAGAUUUUGAUGAUGCAAAUGUUUUUAUCUCUCUUUUAAGCUCUUCGCCAUUUAAAGAUCUGUUGGGUGUGUGUUUGGUCACACUGUAAGCUCUAUAUAUCCAUGUUUGUGGGUUUAAAUGGAUGAGUAUAUAUGCCUAGUCCUCGUCUUGUGUCUUUUGGGAAUGUUUAAAACAAUGCUGUCAUGUCUAACAGAGUUUGAAUCUCUGCUAGGUGUUAUCAAGGGUCAUUUAAUGGCUGUAGAGUUAACAAAGGCCUUAUUGGUUUUAUUUAUCAAAAGGUUUUUGUUUUUUUCCAUUCCAGUAAACACUCUGUAUCAUGAUAAACUCUUUAUUUUAAAAUUGAAGUUCAAACCACUGUGUUUGACUCCGUGGCGUGAAAUAGAUUGUGCUGUCUUUCUGUUUGUUAUCUACCUCAUUUGUGUGUAAAUGGUUUCAUUGUCUUGUCGUCAAGAGUAUUUUACUGUACAUAUUGUGUAGAGCUUGAUGUUACGUAAAAUAUAUCGCAUCAAAAGUUUUCUUUCACAGAUUUGACAGUUCACUCGGCGUCAGUCAUCAGACUUUCCGACAAAAGGGGAAAAUCUGAAAGUUGUAAAUGUGAACCUUUCAGAAUUAGACCUCAGAUUAUCCAGACCGUCUUGCUCUGAAACUAUAUACUAUUUGUGACCAUUUUUUUUGUUUAGUUCCUCCGAUGGUAUGUGAAACUACAGUCUAGUGUUUGUAAAUACAAUAUGCUGUAAAUAUGCAUGCUUUAUGUAUGCUCUGUAUAUACCAAAUAAAUUCUUGUAAUCUUU